This is a messenger RNA of Rhopilema esculentum, 996 nucleotides long. Its product is annotated as protein FAM221A-like. Lineage: Eukaryota; Metazoa; Cnidaria; Scyphozoa; Rhizostomeae; Rhizostomatidae. The record is from RefSeq and is a predicted model, not a curated record.
UCCAUGACAACCAAAGACCUGCGCUUCGUUAUUAAAAUGGCGGAACAUCAAACUACCUUGAAAAUUGACAGCUAUGGUGCUGCAUCCAUUGAUGCAUAUCUUGAAUAUAAGAGAAUUGUUGGUGAUGAUGAUGGGGGAGUUCACUUCACACCUCAACAAUAUGAAGCAUACAAAAAGAAAGUUAUCCCACUGAGAAUGAAAAACAGAUUAUUUGUAAGCUGGGUUUCACCAACUGGCAUUGAAUGCAAGAUGAUAGGUCCUGAAACUAUGUGUUUUUGCAGACACAGAUACCGACAACACAAAACUGAUCUAGAGAAAAUCCCUGAAACAAGGCCAAUUCAUGUACCAUGUAAAAUUCGAGGUUGUGGUUGCAAAUCUUAUGAAUAUGUCCCAUUAAAUGGGUCAAGGACAAUCAAAUGCAAAUGUAAGCAUUUUGCUGAUGAGCAUGCUGAAAGGGCACCACACAAAUGUAAAAAUGAUUGUGGAUGUAAAGCAUUUCAUAGCUCAUAUACUUGUGGGUGUGGAGAACCAACAUACAAGCAUUCAAUGCUCAUAGAAACUAAAGAAGAGAGGGCAGCUAGAGGGCGACCAAUAGGAAAUGCUGUGCCUUACCAAGCAAUGGGUGGCUUGACUGGAUUCAGUUCACUAGCAGAUGGUUAUAUGAGAUUAGAUGACAGUGGGGUAGGAAUCCCUUCAAAAGAAUUCUUAGAACAGCCAAUUGGUGCAGGGGAUCAUCCUUUUUUGCGCAUGUAUAAAGGAAUGGAAAAACUUGGAAUAGAAGAUAAAAAAGGUGUUGCUGGCCCUUUGGUCCGAAAGCAAACUACAGAAGAAGAGGACAUGGCAUUCUUUGAGAAGAGAUACCAAGAAAGGCUUCGACUUGAAAAAGAAAAAGCAAGAGAACAGGCACAAAAAGUUGCAGCUAGUCGAAGAGAGAGGGCCAAUGCUGACAGAGCAAAGACAAAAGCACAACAUAAAGGAAGUGCUGUUAAAUGAUAG